This is a messenger RNA of Sebastes umbrosus (honeycomb rockfish), 1377 nucleotides long. RefSeq names its product trichohyalin. The coding region runs from base 82 to 1377 and encodes 431 amino acids. Lineage: Eukaryota; Metazoa; Chordata; Actinopteri; Perciformes; Sebastidae. The transcript has 3 exons. The record is from RefSeq and is a predicted model, not a curated record.
GUAGGUGUGGUCCAGUACUGGCACACACCCUUUGGAGACCUCCAGACCCCCGGUUUCCACAGCAAACUGGACCCCGUCUUCAUGCACCCUGACGGGAGCCUGGUGGUCCCCAACACCAGCAUCCUGCACAGCGGCAUGUACUACUGCCUCCUGCAUCACACAGAGGGAACGAUACUCUGGCAAUACGAGCUCCUUGUGGGUCCUGACAGUCAAUAUAAGCAGCGUGAUGCGUUCAGGUUCAGGAGGGAUGUCGGGUCUGUAGAGGAGAGGCAGGCAGGUGUUUCAGAUGGGCAGUUUGCAGGAGCUGUCGCUGCAUCAGUGGUGCUGACCUUUGUGGUGGGAUUCAGCGCUGGAGCUCUGACCAGGACUCAUGUUCUCAGGUGUUUAGGGGCAGUGACUUCAAGGUUGCGAUCACCACGGCAACGACGAUGCCAUGGUCCUGAGGUCUCCGUGACAACCCUGCCGCCCAUGUACGACAACCAGGCCUUUGAGAUGGAGCAGGUGUUGGACGACGAUGACUCUGCGAGAUGUGCAACCAUGGAAACGACGAGUUCGUCGUCAACCACAUCUCCUCCUGCCAAACCUCAGAGAAGCUUCCGGCAAAAAAGACAGGAGGAGCAGGAAACCACGGCCUAUCUGGAGGGAUGUGACUACAUGAAGGAGGAGGAGGAGGAGGCAAGAAGACGUCUGGAGGAAAAGAAUAAAGGGUGUGAUGAGGAGGAAGAGGAAAAAAGAGAGUCCAGUGGUUUCUAUCUAUUAGGGGAGGAUGGAGGGAGUCAAACCGAAACAGAGGAGGAUGGAGAGGAGAAAGAUGGAAGAGAGAGCAGGGAGGAGAAGGAACAAAGACUGGAGGAGGAAGAGGUGGAGGAGGCAGAUGAGCAGAACAGCAACAAGGAGAGGAGAGAAAGUGAGGAGGAGGAAAAAGGGAGGGAUGAGAAGAGGGUGGAGGACGCAGAUGAGCAGGAGAACAGGAACAAGGAGAGGAGAAGAAGGAGGGAUGAGAAGAGCGAGGAGGUGGAGGACGGAGAAAAGACGAAGAGAGAGGAGGAUGGAGAGACAGACGAUGAGACAGGAAGUAACAAAGAGGAGGACACAAUGAAAAAUGGCGUCGUAGAAGGAGGAGAAACAUCACCCUCGCCAGGCCGUCGUAGCCGCGUCAUUCGCCUGUACCAGUACGACGAAGACGGCCAGCGGUACGGUCACCUUCCAGACCCCGCCCCCCACCAGGCAGGCCCCGCCCCCAGGCUCAAGCAGCGCUCCCUCUCUUUGACACGCCUCAACGCCAUCAUGGCCGCCGCCUCAGCAGGGCCGCUGGACACAGGAGAGACAGGGAGGGAGGAGAAAGAGGAGAGGCCGCACUUCCACAUGGAGAUUUAA